GGCGCAGCUCUGUGAAACCGACGGCUCGUGAGGUGAAUUUAGCGGAAACGCCGCUUCUGGAGUGAAGAACCCGGAGGAGCAGAGCAUCGGAACCGCCGGGCAGCCAUGCCACUGGUGAAGCGGAGCAUUGAGCCCAGGCACCUGUGUCGAGGAGCGCUGCCUGAAGGUGUGACCAGUGAGCUGGAGUGUGUGACCAACAGCACUCUUGCAGCCAUCAUCAAACAACUGGGGGGACUCAGUAGACAUGCGGAGGACAUCUUUGGAGAGCUGUUCAAUGAAGCGAACAGUUUCUACAUGCGUAUGAACAGCCUGCAGGAGAAAGUGGAUCUGCUGGCAGUUAAAGUCACACAACUCGACUCCACUGUGGAAGAAGUGUCUCUGCAGGACAUCAACAUGAGAAAGGCGUUCAAGAGCUCCACCAUCCAGGACCAGCAGGUGGUCUCCAGAAACUCCAUCCUGAACUCCGUGAUGGAGAUGUACCAGCGCUGCGACAAGCCACCUCCCCUCAACAUCCUCACUCCGUACAGAGAUGACAAGAAGGACGGCCUCAAGUUCUACACAGAUCCCUCGUACUUCUUUAACCUGUGGAAGGAGAAAAUGCUGCAGGCCACAGAGAACAAGAGGAAGGAAAAGAGAAGGCAGAAGCAAGAGCAGAAACAUCUUGAAGAUCCAACUCGUGAGGUGAAGAAGGUGCGGAAGGCUCGAAACCGGCGUCAGGAGUGGAACAUGAUGGCUUACGACAAGGAGUUCCGGCCAGACACUCGCCUCACGCCGUCUCCGUACCAUGGCAUCUCGUCUGAAGGCUCCUUAUCUCCAGACAGGUCUGGAAUGUCGGAUGAACACUCCUACCCCACCAGCCCCAACCACCCUCAGGAUACAGGUGGAGCAGGAAGUGAUGGGAAGGAGACCGGCCCCACCCAGACCCAGUCACUGGACCGUGCGUAUCGACCCCCUGCCUCCACCUCCGCCAGCACACGCCAGCACUCACUGGGCCGUGUGCAGCAGCACCAUGGAGCUCCGCCCCCUGACCCCUCCCUUAAUGGCCCCCGACCUUCUGCUGCCAAAGAUUACAGUGGCCAUCAGCUGCAGGAGCAUUUUGUCCCUCCUGCUCCUCCUCCUCCUCCCCCAGUGAUCCCCUCGGCUCAGACGGCCUUUGACAGCACGGCUGUUCCUCCGGCUCUGGCCCCCGGGACGGUGUCAGCUCUGUCCCGUCCCUACAGCCCAUCUCCUCCACCUGCACCACCCUCCGCUUACGUCCCGUCUCCUUCCCACCCUGUGAGUGGUGGAGGUCCUCCGGUUGCCCCACCCCCACCACCUCCAGGACCUCCCACACACGCUCCAUCCCCAGCCAGAGCUGUUGCUCAUCCAUCCGGAGAGGGCACGCUGCCCAGGAAGGGCACGGUGCCCCUGAUACCCAUCAGCGAUGCUCGCAGCGACCUGCUGGCUGCCAUCCGCAGAGGUAUCCAGCUGCGUAAAGUCCAGGAGCAGAGAGAGCAAGAGGCCAAGAAGGAGCCAGUGGGUAACGAUGUGGCCACCAUUUUAUCUCGCCGCAUCGCUGUGGAGUACAGUGAAUCAGACGAGGACUCGGAGCCCGAGGAGAACGAGUGGUCCGACUGAGCAGAGAAACCGACCAGUCAUGUGCUGUACACACUGCUGCUAUUUCCCCACACCAGAACACACACUCUCCUCAUACAGACGGUCAGACAGACAGACAGACAGAUGGAUUUAUUACCAACUGCAGAAGAAUAAAAAAAGAGCAGGAAAAAGUACAGAGGAGACAAAGCAGGAGUGAGAGGAAGAAGGGCGUGUGCAAUAUAGAGGAAGUGAGGAACAGCAGAAGAUCAGGAUGGAGAGAAUAAGAGUGAGGGAGAGAAGAAAUUAAAAGUUUGGCUGGUUGGUGAUGUUUAUAUUGUACGUAAGCACAGAAAUCUAUCCUACAGUGUGAACUUAAAAAUACAAUAUGUGUAUUUGUUCCUUCAAAGUUGUUCAAAGUUGCCAAGAAAAUCUUUACUUGUUGUGUGAUUUUGAUUAGUUUUUGAUAUUUGUCCUGAGAAUUAUAAACAUGUAACAGUACACAGUCCUCACCAAAAAACAUACGUUUAGCAGUGAUGUAUACCGUACACUGUACAUACACACACUGUACAUACACACACGUGUGUUAGCUUUAUAUAAAGAUAAGAAGCAUGAUAGAGUACUGCUUCCACUCUCUCCAGGAUAUCCAUCUGCAUACAUGAUGCUCUGACUGUACUACUAUUAUUAUUAUUAUUAUAGACGCUGAUCUCACCUCAGCAGUCCACCUACAGAGAGAUCCGCUGUACCGUGACCCGCCCGCUGCUCUACGACACGUUCCACAGCUCUCAGUGAGCACAUAUUUCAUUUGUCACUUUGUUUAGUUGUUGACAGUAUUGUGGUGAGUAUUGAUGCAACUUAGUGACUCGUUUAUCCUUCUUAUGGAUGCUUAUGGACAUCACUGAACUGGAAAGUCAUGACCUUGUUUUUUUUUUCUUUCUUUCUGUAAUAUUAAUGAUCAAAUAUGGCAUUACGUCCUGGAGUGUGUAUAGAGAAGGCUGAGGUGUGUGUGUGUGUGUGUGUGUGUGUGUGUGUGUGUGUGUGUGUGUGUGUGUGUGUGUGUGUAGGUUGGAUGUUAGAAGAAAGUGAGCUCUUAAUGUCUAAAGUUUAUGUUGUGAUGUUUCAUGCCCCUCCAGCUGUUAGAUGUUCGUAUCUAUAACUAAAUAAUCCCACAGCUGGACUUGGCCCAGCUGGUGUUCUGUUGUGAUCCGUCAUUAUCACAUGUACUUUAUAACUACAUUACUAAUGUGUUUUACAGUUUAUUGUAUAGAUUUUUGUAACACUGCUUGGAAAAUGAAUUUGGGUAUCUACAUAUAAAAUGUCUAUUUAUCA
This is a messenger RNA of Neoarius graeffei (lesser salmon catfish), 2901 nucleotides long. RefSeq names its product actin-binding protein WASF3. The record is from RefSeq and is a predicted model, not a curated record. The transcript has 9 exons. Gene Ontology annotation, cellular component: cytoskeleton. Gene Ontology annotation, biological process: actin cytoskeleton organization; positive regulation of Arp2/3 complex-mediated actin nucleation. Lineage: Eukaryota; Metazoa; Chordata; Actinopteri; Siluriformes; Ariidae. Gene Ontology annotation, molecular function: protein kinase A regulatory subunit binding; Arp2/3 complex binding; actin binding. Bases 106 to 1617 code for a protein of 503 amino acids.